Penicillium egyptiacum is the source of this 1371-nucleotide messenger RNA. The record is from the annotation of a GenBank genome assembly. NCBI's taxonomy places the organism in Eukaryota, Fungi, Ascomycota, Eurotiomycetes, Eurotiales, Aspergillaceae.
AUGGAGAGGAAACACUCAUCACCAAUGGCACCCACUUUCAUGGUGUCUGCACCAGGGAAAGUCAUUGUCUUCGGUGAACAUGCCGCAGUGUAUGAUAAGCCCGCCAUUGCUGCAGCUAUCUCUCUCCGAUCCUAUCUCCUCGUCACUACCCUUUCCAAAUCUCGACGUACCGUCCAACUGAAUUUCAGGGACAUUGGCUUAGACCACACUUGGGAAAUUGACACCUUGCCAUGGGACGUCUUCCACCAACCUUCCAAAAAACGGUUCUAUUACUCUACCGUCGACUCCCUUGACCCCCAAUUUCUCGAAGCUAUCAUGCCACAUGCAGAGGCCGUGUCGAGACACCUCCCAGAGAAGCAGCGAAAGAUCCACAUAAAAUCUGCAACCGCAUUCCUCUACCUCUUCCUCUCCCUAGGCUCCUCGAAAAGCCCUGGAUUUAUCUACACUCUUCGAUCUACAAUUCCUAUUGGCGCCGGCCUAGGCAGUAGUGCCAGUGUUUGCGUUUGCUUGAGCACGGCGCUGCUCCUCCAGAUACGCGCCCUUGCUGGACCCCAUCCUGAUCAGCCCGCUGAUCAAGCAGAAAUGCAGAUUGAGCAUAUCAAUCGCUGGGCAUUCGUGGGCGAGCUGUGUAUACAUGGUGACCCUAGUGGGAUAGAUAAUACGGUCUCGGCCGGUGGAAAAGCUGUGAUGUUCCAAAGAAACGCCUCUGGACCACCAUCUGUCAUUCGUCUCACUAAGUUCCCGAAACUACCACUUCUUCUCGUCGAUACUCAACAAGAACGAUCCACGGCUGUACAGGUGGAAAAGGUGAAAAAACUAAAAACCAAUUUCCCUGAAAUAACAGAGAUGAUCUUAGACGGAAUUGGCAAGCUUGCAACUUCUGCACUAGGGUUGAUCUCAUCAGCUGAUUUCUUUGCUAACUCCGAUGCUCUGGGACAUUUGGGUACCUUUAUUAGUAUAAACCACGGGUUCUUGGUUUCUUUAGGAGUCUCUCAUCCCCGUCUAGAGCGUAUUCGCGAGCUCGUGGAUUAUGCGAAUAUUGGCUGGACAAAACUCACGGGUGCCGGAGGUGGUGGAUGUGCUAUCACGCUUUUCCGAACUGAUAUAGAAGAUCAAACUACCCAAGAGCUGGAGCAGAAGUUCACUGCAGAAGGAUUCAAAACAUAUGAGACUAUCCUAGGCGCCGACGGAGUUGGGGUGCUUUUGCCUGCUGUAUUCCGAAGUGGCGAUGGAAAGGCUGCAGAAGAGAUUGAUCAGGAGAAAUUUGAAAAUGCUGACGGUGUUCAAGGUAUCAAUGAGCUGGUUGGAGUGGGAGCGCGAGAAAAUCGGGAAGGCUGGGAGUUUUGGACCCGAGACGUUUCUCCAAGAUGA